GAAUUGGAUCGCCAGCUUUGAAAACACGGUCGAUGCAUGCACCAUGCACACACACAUCAAAUCAUACAGGUCCUCCUGAAACGCACAUAGGUGUCUCCUCCGCCCAGAGUGGGGAAGGGCUGGUUCUGCUACAUCCCGGAGAACGGUGCCAUCGUCAGCCCCCAUGUGGAAGUCUUCCGCAUGGGAUCCAAUCAAGGCUAUGCGUUUCUACAAGCACCUCAGGAAUUGGCGGCAGUGGUCAGUGUGGCCAUGCCCAACAAGAAUCCGACGGUCAAGGACUCGCCGCUCGAUGCCCCAAGCGAAGCCGAUGAGUACAAGGCAUUGCUGGUGUCCAAAUUCAAGGUUGCGCUCGGAGCAGCCGUUCUGGCGGGCGCCAGCAAAUGUGUUGUGCCGGGCGUGGGCUGCGGUGUCUUCAAGAACGACCCAGGUGACGUGGGAUCUGCCCUGGCUGAAGCCGUACGAUGGACAGCACUGGGCGGGAAAUUGGAGGAGGUGAUCUUAGCCGGCGUUCCACGUGAGUUCGCCACAGCCGCUGGGGCUGCGGCCUAACGAAAAUGGUUUUCAGCUGGUGGAGGUAUGAAGAUUCCGGGCCCACAUUCCUUGGCGAAGUUUUG
This is a messenger RNA of Cladocopium goreaui, 614 nucleotides long. NCBI's taxonomy places the organism in Eukaryota, Dinophyceae, Suessiales, Symbiodiniaceae. The record is from the annotation of a GenBank genome assembly.